This is a messenger RNA of Chaetomium fimeti, 1130 nucleotides long. RefSeq names its product glycosyl hydrolase family 61-domain-containing protein. Lineage: Eukaryota; Fungi; Ascomycota; Sordariomycetes; Sordariales; Chaetomiaceae. The coding region runs from base 177 to 1124 and encodes 315 amino acids. The record is from RefSeq and is a predicted model, not a curated record. Gene Ontology annotation, biological process: carbohydrate metabolic process. Gene Ontology annotation, cellular component: extracellular region. Gene Ontology annotation, molecular function: cellulose binding. The transcript is spliced from 3 exons.
UGGGAGAGAAGGGGGCCGACUGAGGAGUAUAACAGGCGCCGUCUCGCUCCCCCGAUGAGAAUCAUGACUUCUGCUUCUUCAGCUGCUCUUGAGUCCAGUCUACGACAGCCACCACUACCACUCCUUCUACUACUUCCCUAUCCCCUCCUAGACAAGACAUCAAGUCCACGAUCACGAUGAAGGCCUUCUCCCUCGUCGCUCUGGCGACCGCCGUCAGCGGCCACGCCAUCUUCCAGAGGCUCUCUGUCAACGGCCAGGACCAAGGCCAGCUCAAGGGCAUCCGCGCCCCCUACAGCAACUUCCCCAUCGAGAACGUCAACCACGCCGACUUUGCCUGCAACACCAACAUCCAGAUCAAGGACAACAACGUCAUCAAGAUCCCCGCUGGUGCCCGUGUCGGCGCGUGGUGGCAGCACGAGAUUGGCGGCCCCUCGGGCCCCAACGACCCGGACAACCCGAUCGCUGCCUCCCACAAGGGCCCCAUCUCGGUCUACCUCGCCAAGGUUAGCAACGCGGCCUCGGCCUCGGCCAACGGCCAGCAGUGGUUCAAGAUCGCCGAGCGCGGCGUCAACAACGGCGUGUGGGCGGUCGACGAGAUGAUCUCCAACGACGGCUGGCACUACUUCGACGUGCCGUCGUGCGUGGCCCCCGGCCAGUACCUGAUGCGCGUCGAGCUGCUCGCCCUGCACAGCGCCAGCGCCCCCGGCGGCGCCCAGUUCUACAUGGAGUGCGCCCAGGUCGAGAUCACCGGCUCCGGCACCAACGCCGGCUCCAACUUCGUCUCCUUCCCCGGCGCCUACCCGGCCAACCACCCGGGCAUCGUCGUCAGCAUCUACGGCAACGUGGGCUCCUACCAGAUCCCCGGCCCGGCGCCCCUCACCUGCUCCGGCGGCGGCGGCGGCGGCGGCAGCAGCCCCAACCCCAACCCCACCCCCAACCCCACCCCGACCACUUCCGCCGGCGGCAGCCAGCCCACCAACGGUGGUGGCAACACCGGUGGUGGCAGUGGUGGCAGUGUGCCGCUGUACGCGCAGUGCGGUGGCAAUGGGUAUACCGGCCCCACGGCGUGUGCUGAGGGGAGCUGCAAGGCGCAGAAUGAGUGGUAUAGCCAGUGCACUCCUUAGGUGGUU